Molecule: messenger RNA, 1311 nt
Organism: Maniola jurtina (meadow brown)
Lineage: Eukaryota; Metazoa; Arthropoda; Insecta; Lepidoptera; Nymphalidae
Exons: 4
Coding region: 65-1096 (343 amino acids)
Source: RefSeq, a predicted model, not a curated record
ACCCUAAUAAAACGAUAUUUUACAUCAACAUAGUUAUUGCAGUCAUAAAACAUGCCAGAAUAAAAUGUGCAGUUUGCCUAAAACUACAUCGUUGCUAUAUUUCGUGCGUUUUACAGUUGCCUAUUAUUUUGACGAAUCGCCAUAUUGGAUUUUGCGUGACGACAAGAAUUUGUCCGAUGAAGCCGAGUUAAAUCUCACAAAUUCGUAUUUUCUUAAUCUAAAGAACUAUCAAGUGAACGCGAAGUCGGCGUCAGAGAUCGACUACCCGUGGGUAGCGAGGGUUUUGCACUCCAAGGUGUACUCCAAACCCCAGCUGUGUACGGCCAUAUGUAUAUCUCCACAGAUAUUCAUUACUGCUGCCAAAUGCGUCCUUCUUCUGAAAAUAAGUCACACAUCGCUGGUAUACCAGGACUAUCGCCUCAAACCCAAAGCGUUUGUGCUACCGACGAACGAAACCAAGCAAAUGUACGAUGACAUAGGCUUUAUCAUAGUCCACGACGAGUACCCCGGGAGAUGGGAAACUGUGCAGCUGUUCGAGCAGAAACGAACUGACCGAGCUUACAAGUGGUUUGCGAAUCUACAGUUUGCAGACUUUGAACACAGGGUUGUUGGAUAUGCGAUGUUUAAGACAGACGAAUCAGCUCUGGUGUGGAAAAGGCCAUACUACCUGACCCAGCUAGACGUCCACGUAGACAUAAACUUGUGCCGUGAAAUAGUAUACCAACUUUUCAACGGCUUCGCUGUCCCAUGCUACCAUUCAUGCACUUUAAGCCAGUUUAGAAGUCCAGGAGCAAUGAAACAUCCCCAAUGCAAUAACUACCACGGUUCUGAGGGUAGUGCGAUAAUAAAUAAAAAAACCGGCAAGUUGCUAGGUCUCGCCACUUGGGGCGCUUAUUUUAGUGAAUACGAAUUGCCAGUUGGCUUUGCUAUACCGAACUCGGAUAACUUUCUCGAAGACAAAUUGUGCGCUGAGAAAAUUCGUGAUGACGCCGAUUUUGUGGUCGAUCCUGGUGAAUACCAAGAGCUUUGCGAUAGUAAAAGGAAAAUUGGGUAUUUAUACAGAAAUCCCGUGAAUAGGAAGUGGAGAAAAGGUUAAGAGAAGUUUCCCCAGCGCGCUUCAUUACCAAGAGCUUUGCGAUAAUAGAAGAAAAAGUGGGUAUUUUUAAAGAAAUCCCGUAAAUAGGAAGUGAAGCGCGCUUCUUUACCAGGAGCUUUGCGAUAGUAAAAGGAAAAGUGGGUAUUUUUUAAGAAAUCCCGUAAAUAGGAAGUGGGGAAAAGGUAGAGAAGUGUUUCUCUCUAGCCAUACAAACA